GUGGUCCAGGAGAAGCUCCGGGCCAAUGUCUUUGACCGGGUGAACACCUGUAACAUGCUGCUGUACCAGAUGAGGCAGCGGAUUCGAGCGCAGGACAAGCUGCGGAGGCGGCUGCAGCAGCUGCAGGAUGCCGAGAUGGACGACAAGCGGCACCAGGCGCAGGUGCAGGUACCCAGGCAGCUGGAGAACAACAUUGAGAAGAUGCUCACAAAAGUCCACGCUGGACAGAACGUGACCACUCUGUACCUGGCGGUGCGGGAUGUCCUGAGGAAGGAGCUGGUCCACCUGCCUCUGCACCUGGACCUCCUGUGCGGGAUGACCAAGCUGUACCACGGGGAGCUGGAAGACAUGGAGAUCAUGGCCUUGGAUGCCCUCAAAGCCGCUGAUGUAACCAAGGAGGACAUGGCUGAGAUGGAAACCUGGUUCCUUGCAGAGAGAGAGUUCAGGUACCGCUCCCUGGCCGCCCAGAAGGUGCACAUCGACAGGCUCUGGUUCAAGGAAGCAAGCGAAAGGCACCUGAGAGCGCAAGCCAGGUAUGAUCUCGCCGUGGACUUCCCGACUCUGCACCCGCAGGACCCACUGGUGGGCACCAAACUGGAGGCCGCCAAGACCCAGAUGGAGUGCGAGGCCCGGGUGACUGAGAAGAUGGAGAAGGCCAAGGCAGCUGUGCAGUGCUCCCGCCUCUGGGACAUCCCCGGCAGGCUCCUGGCACAGCAGAAGUCCUCGGUGGACCUGGAGCAGUACGUCAAGGAGUGCAAGGAGAAGAAGCAGGCGCUGAAGGAGACGCUGAAGGAGCUGGAGCUGAAGGAGGCUGAGCUGAAGUUUUGCCAGCCCCCCAACACAACCAGGUGUAGGAUGCUGGAGGAGGAGCUGAGGAUGAACCUGCAGUGCGAAGAGACUCGGCUGGAGCAGAUGCGAGCCCAGAUGCUGAGGAGCCAGGAGCUCCUGCUCGAGUUUGAAAAUGGCAUCGACAACCUCUUUGUCCGUCUGCAUGGCAUCACCGUGCCCGGCCAGGAUGAUUCUGUCAAGGCCAGGGGGGUGGAGGAGAAGCUCCAGCACUGUGAGCAGAAGCUGCAGCACCUGCUGGAGGAGGUGGCCGACCUGCCCCCCGACGGGCACAGCCCCGACGAGGACGACGAGACUUUUGUGAAGGUCAGAAAUGUUCUGGAGAAAACAACUGCAAAUGAUCCGCAGAACCUGAAGAUUUCCUUGGAGGACAUAGGCAGUAGGGUCCAAGACCCCUUUGAUUUUGCUGACAAAGACCAUGGCCUUGUCCUCACCCGGGAAGAAAUCAAGAAGCAGGGGCUGCACCUGAUCGAAAGCAAGAAGAAAAGUGGCAAGAAGAAGUAG
This is a messenger RNA of Fulmarus glacialis (Northern fulmar), 1350 nucleotides long. RefSeq names its product coiled-coil domain containing 183 (gene CCDC183). The transcript has 11 exons. Lineage: Eukaryota; Metazoa; Chordata; Aves; Procellariiformes; Procellariidae. The record is from RefSeq and is a predicted model, not a curated record. The annotation marks the transcript as partial.